Messenger RNA from Cimex lectularius (bed bug), 738 nucleotides. Its product is annotated as protein lifeguard 1-like. The transcript has a single exon. Bases 1 to 738 code for a protein of 245 amino acids. The record is from RefSeq and is a predicted model, not a curated record. Gene Ontology annotation, cellular component: membrane. Lineage: Eukaryota; Metazoa; Arthropoda; Insecta; Hemiptera; Cimicidae.
AUGGUAGACAACGACCUAGAGGCGGAAAUAUCGACCUUCAUUCAGGAGGGAGGGCAAUACGUCCGCAGGCAUAGUAGGUCAGAGACGAAAAAGAUGUUUUUCGGAAAAAUCUACAUUGCAGUCAUAACGCAGUAUGGCUGCUUCAUAUUGGUUUGUGUGGCUACGUUGUACGUAGACUGGGUACAGCAAUUUUUCACUGACCAUGGAUGGAUUUCUUUUGUUUUCAUGGCGCUGUUCUUCGCAAUGCUCGUGUUGUUGUCGGUCUGGAGCUCCCUGAGGCGAAGAUACCCUCUCAAUUUGGGCUUGCUGACCGUGCUGACCGUGCUGAACAGCCUAUGGCUGGCCUCGAUAGUCGCAGAGUACAAUUUGAAGAUAAUCCUUUAUUCGUUAUCGGCCAACGCGGGCAUCGCGACGAUUAUAUCUAUUUUUGCCGUGCUCUCGCCCUACGAUGUCAACGCCAGGCCGAUGAUCCUGCUAUUGAUCCUGGCGAUCAUCAUCGUCCUCUCGUCGACCUUCGGUGUGAUCAAAGUCUUCGUCAAAGAGCUCCAGUAUUUCGCUCUGGCCAUGGUCGCCUCGAUCGCAGCCUCGGUUUAUUAUUUCCUCGUCACAACAUUGGUGGUCAAAUCAGGAGACGUUGACGACACGGAGUGGGUCCUUGCAGUUCUGAUUAUCUACACGGCUGUGCCCCACAUGAUAGUCUACAUGAUACACACGAUAGGAGGCAUCUCUCCGUCUUAG